AUGAUUAAUAGUCUUAAAAGCCAAACCAGAUUCGCUCGCACUGAUGACGAUGGAUACUUCUUCACCAGAGACACAGAAGCGUUGCUCCCAGGAAACGUCUUUGAAGGUGCAGCAUCGAACUGUAUCACACCGGAAGUGUUCGCUAAAGAUUUUAGCCUAUUUGAUUCUGAAGAAGAGCAGGCUUGAUUUCCUGCUGUAAAGGGACCAGAGCCACCCAUUUCAACAAGAGCUUCGGUGGGUGGAGAAGACCUCUAUGAUUAUCAAGUUAGAAAGCUUGAAGGCGAUUUGAAUUUUUUGUGCAUCUCUGAAGCUUCCAAGGAUUCUCAGAGAAAUGAAUUUAAAUCAGCUAAAAAUUCUGGAGAUAAUAAGGAGGACAUAAGUUGCAACCAAGCCAAUGCUCAGUCUGCCUCUGGCUCUAGUAGCUCUUCUCGUAGAAGAACCAAGGCAUCCUCCUCAGGAAGAAGUGAUAUUGAGUUCAAGGCAGCUCUGAGACUUCUCAAAAGAUUUUUUUAAAAUAUCUUCAAGUCAAAGAAUUAUAAAAUUGUUAGAAAAAGGUAUAUUAACUGAGAUAUGCAAGAAGUCCAAUCCCAGAUGAAAACACUACUUUGUGAGUUCUUCCCCCAAGAAGAACUCACAGAAGAGCUUGUGAACUACACCAUUGGUGUUGUUAACCCCAAGUGGGGAUCAAGACUUGAUUGAAGUAAAGAAACUCAAGAUGAAAUUUCCAAGUUCCAUACAUGUUGUGAGGCAUUUUCAAGGAAGAAAUUUAGCGCUCUUCUCGAAUCUCGAAAUUUCAGAGUUCUGUGUAGUCAUCUGACCCAGAAAUGGGAUGAUCCCCGCAUUAGAAUAAUCAAGCAAGAGUUUGAGCAAAGUUUAGCUUAAUAGAGGAAGAACAGGAAGCAUUCACUAAUCUAAUUUUAAUAAACUUUACUCA
Molecule: messenger RNA, 934 nt
Organism: Moneuplotes crassus
Lineage: Eukaryota; Ciliophora; Spirotrichea; Euplotida; Euplotidae
Source: the annotation of a GenBank genome assembly